Brugia malayi is the source of this 3720-nucleotide messenger RNA. RefSeq names its product coatomer alpha subunit, putative (gene Bma-copa-1). Bases 1 to 3720 code for a protein of 1239 amino acids. The record is from RefSeq and is a predicted model, not a curated record. Lineage: Eukaryota; Metazoa; Nematoda; Chromadorea; Rhabditida; Onchocercidae. Gene Ontology annotation, cellular component: COPI vesicle coat. Gene Ontology annotation, molecular function: protein binding; structural molecule activity. The transcript has 28 exons. Gene Ontology annotation, biological process: endoplasmic reticulum to Golgi vesicle-mediated transport; retrograde vesicle-mediated transport, Golgi to endoplasmic reticulum; intra-Golgi vesicle-mediated transport.
AUGACAAUUUUGAAAAAGUUCGAGUCGAGUUCGGCACGAGUGAAAGGGAUUUCAUUCCAUCCGACUCGGCCAUGGGUUUUGGCAUCACUGCAUAGUGGUAUCAUUCAGUUAUGGGAUUAUCGAAUGUGUGUUAUGUUGGAUAAGUUUGACGAGCAUGAUGGUCCUGUACGUGGUAUUGCAUUUCAUAGUCAGCAACCGAUUUUCGUAUCUGGCGGUGAUGAUUACAAAAUUAAGGUUUGGAAUUACAAGCAGCGUCGUUGUAUAUUCACUUUACUCGGUCAUCUUGACUAUAUCCGUACCACAUUUUUUCACAGCAACUAUCCAUGGAUUAUUAGUGCAUCGGAUGAUCAAACAGUACGAAUUUGGAAUUGGCAAAGUCGUCACAGUAUUGCCAUUUUGACUGGUCAUAACCAUUAUGUGAUGUGUGCGCAGUUUCAUCCAACGGAGGAUCUAGUGGCAUCGGCUUCUCUAGACCAAACUGUUCGAAUUUGGGACAUAUCUGGAUUGCGAAAAAAGAAUGUUUCACCAGGAAGUGGUAAUGACAUAUCACGUGUACGUUCAAUGAGUGGCGUAGCUAGUGGCGAUUUGUUUGGACAACCCGAUGUCGUGGUCAAACAUGUUUUGGAAGGGCAUGACAGAGGAGUUAAUUGGGUUUCGUUCCAUCCAACUAUGCCACUUUUGGUAUCCGGUGCAGACGAUCGUCAAGUAAAAUUAUGGCGUUAUAAUGAAAGCAAAGCUUGGGAGGUGGAUUCAUGCCGAGGGCAUUACAAUAACGUAUCAUCAGUACUGUUCCAUGCAAAAGCAGAAUUGAUAUUGAGUAAUUCCGAAGACAAAAGUAUUCGUGUUUGGGACAUGCAAAAACGCACAUGCUUACAUACGUUUAGGCAUGAUAACGAUCGAUUUUGGGUUUUGGCUGCCCAUCCAACACUGAAUAUGUUCGCAGCAGGUCAUGAUAGUGGAAUGAUGGUGUUCAAAAUUGAACGUGAACGUCCAGCAUAUUCUGUACAUGAAAAUUUAGUGUUUUAUGUAAAGGAUCGUCAGCUGAGACGUUUGGAUUUAACGAAUAAUAAAGAUGUAGCAUUAGUUCAACUUCGUGGCAGUAAACUUAUGCAACCGUAUUAUUCAUUGCAUUACAAUCCGGCUGAAAAUUCAUUCCUUUUGAUUACACGCUCGCCUAUGCUUGAAUAUUGUACAUACGAUAUGUAUAAGGUAUCAAAAGAUGCAUCCGAUAGUAGUGGUGAGGCUUCGGAAGGUAAGCGUUCUCCGGGUGUGGCUGCGAUCUGGGUAGCACGCAAUCGUUUUGCUGUCCUGGACAAAAAUCAGCAAAUUACAAUCAGAGAUUUGUCAAAUCGUGAAAAUCGAAAGAUUGAACAGAGCGUUCCAAUUGAUGAUAUUUUCUAUGCUGGAACUGGACUUUUGCUUCUGAAAAAUAGCGAAGGUAUUCAGCUAUUUGAUAUCCAACAAAAGCGCACUCUGGCUUCAGCAAAGGUUCCUAAGGUGAAAUAUGUGAUUUGGUCGAAGAAUUUGGAAUAUGCAGCUUUACUUAGCAAGCAUACUUUAACUUUGGUGUCACGUAAAUUACAAAUUUUAUGCACAGUGCAAGAGUCAACUCGUUUAAAAAGCGGUGCUUGGGAAGAAGAAGGUGUUUUCCUCUACACUACCAGUAAUCAUAUCAAAUAUGCAUUAGUAGUAGGUGAUCACGGCAUAAUUAGAACGUUGGAUGUACCGGUAUAUGUGCUUGCAGUUCGUGGUGAAAAUUUGUAUUGCUUGAAUCGCGAAGCUGCACCAGUCGAAGUACCUAUUGAUCCAACAGAGUACCGAUUUAAAUUAGCGUUGAUAAAUCGUCGUUAUGAUGAGGUAUUAAAUAUGGUGCGCUCGGCAAAUCUAGUUGGUCAGUCAAUUAUAGCAUAUUUGCAGAAGAAAGGUUAUCCGGAAGUUGCCCUACAUUUUGUGAAAGAUGAAAAAACUCGAUUUGGCUUAGCGCUUGAAUGUGGUAAUCUUGAGGUUGCUCUUGAAUCAGCUAAAGUACUCGAUGAUAAGGCAGUUUGGCAGGCUCUUGCUGAAGCUGCCUUAAUACAGGGUAAUCAUCAGAUUGUCGAAAUGGCAUAUCAGCGCACAAAAGAUUUCGAAAAACUUUCAUUUCUGUACUUAAUCACUGGUAAUAUGGAGAAACUGCAAAAAAUGAUGAAAAUUGCGCAAAUUCGCAAAGAUAUAAGUGGACAUUAUCAAACCGCACUUCUUCUUGGUGAUGUUGGCGAGCGUAUUAAAAUUUUGAAAGAUGUUGGACAGAUUUCUUUGGCAUAUCUGACUGCGGCAACACAUGGAUUCAGCGAAGAAGCUAAACAGUUGGAAGAGGAACUUUUAGCAAGAGGACAAAACUUACCACCAGUUGAUCCGAAUGCUCGCUUGUUGAUUCCACCACCACCAAUCAAGCAGAUGGAGGAUAACUGGCCGUUGCUGACGAUGCUACGUGGUCCGUUUGAUGCACAUCUUAUCACAGGAAAUCUAGCAAGUGUUGGUGAUAAAGCAUCUCGAGCAGCUGCUGCAUUUGCACACGCCAAUGAUGACGUUGAUUUGGCUGGUGAUGCUUGGGGCAGUGAUGACAUAAUGUUGGAUGAGGAAGGUAAUCCGGAUAUCGAUGAAGAUGAAAUGCACAGCGUUGCAAGUGAGAAAGACGAUAAAGAAAGUGGCUGGGAUGUAGAUGAUGAUCUAGCUCUCCCGGCCGAUGUUGACAUAAAAUCUGGAGGAGGUAAUGACAAUUUUUAUACGGCACCAUCACGUGGACAGCCACCGUCAGUUUAUUGGCCAAACAAUUCCAGGUUGGUUGCAGAUCACGUUGCGUCAGGUGCUUUUGAUAGUGCUGCACGGUUGUUACGUGAUCAGCUUGGUAUUACCCACAUUGAACCGUUCAAACAACUUUUUUUAACGGCUUAUGCAAGAUCACGCGCCACAUAUGAAGGUCUACCAAGUGCUGGUCCAAACUUUGUUUAUCGGUUGCGUAACUGGCAAGAUGGUGGUGGUCGAAGUGGAUUACCAGCUGUUAACUUACAACUUAGCGAUUUAGCUACACGUCUUCAAACGUGCUAUCAUCUUACAACCAGUGGUAAAUUCAGUGAAGCUGUUGAGAAGUUACGUCAGCUAUUGCUCUCUGUUCCGUUACUGGUUGUGGAUUCAAAGCAAGAAAUGGCAGAAGCUCAGCAACUAGUUGAUAUUUGCCGUGAAUAUUUGGUGGGUUUAUUGAUGGAAAUCGCACGAAAAGAUUUACCAAAAGUAGUUGAAAAUGCAAAACGAAAUGCUGAAAUGGCUGCAUAUUUUACACACUGUCAACUUCAGCCGGUACAUCAAAUAUUAACGCUUCGAACAGCGGUGAAUUUAUUUUUUAAGCUGAAGCAAAUGAAAACUUGUGCAUCCUUCUGUAAACGUUUGUUGGAAUUAGGACCGAAAGCAGAAGUUGCUGCACAAAUACGGAAGGUAUUGGCAGUUGCUGAAAAAGAACCAAAUGACACGCAUGAGCUACAAUACGACGAACACAAUCCAUUUGUUGUUUGCUCGAGAAAAUUCAAACCUUUGUAUCGUGGAAAGCCUCAGGUAAAAUGUCCGUUCUGUGGUGCAUCAUACUCACCUGAUAUUACUGGUGAUAUAUGUGAUGUUUGUCAAGUAGCUGAAGUAGGUCGUGAUGCAACUGGUUUGAAAAUUUGCACUAUUCAAAGUGGCCGAUAA